This is a messenger RNA of Cryptomeria japonica (Japanese cedar), 3198 nucleotides long. RefSeq names its product O-fucosyltransferase 19. Gene Ontology annotation, cellular component: cytoplasm. Lineage: Eukaryota; Viridiplantae; Streptophyta; Pinopsida; Cupressales; Cupressaceae. Bases 533 to 2476 code for a protein of 647 amino acids. The transcript is spliced from 9 exons. The record is from RefSeq and is a predicted model, not a curated record.
UAAACUUGGUGAUGCUCUUUAGUGUGCUUUUUACAGUUGGUUGAUUGUCUCAUCUGAAUAUUCUAAGAUUGUGUUUAAUUAUUAUACACCACAAUUUCUAGAGGGAACAAAUCAGUAGUAAUGCAAUUACUUUGACAAUCUGCAGUUCCAAGAUGCACACGACCUGUUUGACAAAAUGUCCCUACAUGCUAAAUGCUCAUAUUUUAGAGUGGAGUUGCAUGACACUUAACGAAAAUAAAUACAAAAUAACUUAUGCAUCUGCUGGUUUUACAAAAACUUCAAUUGUUUCGCAUUGUCUAGUGCGCUCCGAUCUCUUUCUUCUCCUUGUAAUUAUUUUUGCCCGUAGUUGUAAUGGGUUGAAGGGAAAUUAAGAAAGCAUGCGUUUGAUUUAGUUUAAUUGAUGUAAUCGAGCCACUGCCUUGGUAGAAACGAAUAGGCACCUCCAGAGAUGGAUUUGGAUAGUUAAACAAGGGAAUUUUUUUCCCCUUGAUGAGAUUUUACUGUGUGAUGCGCGAGAAGAUUGUUUUGUGUGAUGGGAAACCAAUGGGCUGCAUUCAACAGAGACGAUGUGGGAUCAGCAAUGGCAGGUAGUAAGAACAUUGCCAAGGUGUUGCUAAGUCCUCGGAUCUCUGGUACAGUAAGUCCUAGAAACAGGUUUUUCAGUUCUUCCUCCAGGCGUUUGGUUGAUGCGGAUUCCAUUGCUGCAUUUGACUAUUUUAGAGCAGGAAUGGACAAGGCGUUAAUCAAUGCAGAUGACUGUGUAACAACAAUGAAUGAUUGUGGGGGUGGAGGAUGUAGAAAAAGGCCUCUUAGGCUUCUGGAGAUGUUUUUCUAUGGUAUGCUUAUGAAUUUUCUAGUUAGGAGUAUAGUUAUGGGGGUGAAGAAGCUCGCGGCUAGGAAAUUCACGAGACAGCUCUUUGUGUUAAUUCUUGUGGCACUAACCAUUGGAUUGCUGUUUGUAAAGUUAGGCUCUAUUCUAUGGGUUGGACACCAAUCUGAACAGAUUCUUCCACUCGGCACAUUCCUGAGACCUCUUGGGGAUGCUACUGUGAAUAGAGUUUUGACAGAGGAUUCUCAACAUUUUUCAACUUCGUAUGAAUCUGCCCCCCUGCUUGAAGCCGUUGAUUCUUCUGAAGCCUUGGAUGAUAAUCAUAAAUGCAAUGAACUCUGGUCUAAGCCAGAUAACAUGCACUUCUUCCAAUGCAUAGAUCGUGCUCAACAUUCAAAGCGCCCAGGAGAGAAGCACAAUGGAUAUCUUGUUGUGAAUGCUAAUGGGGGGUUGAAUCAGAUGCGUACAGGGAUCUGUGAUAUGGUUGCCAUUGCAAGAAUCAUGAAUGCUGUGCUUGUUAUACCAAAGUUAGAUCACAGUUCUUUCUGGGACGACCCAAGCGAGUUUAAGGACAUAUUUGAUGUUCAUCAUUUCAUCGACACAUUGAAGGAGGAUGUGCACAUUGUUGAUUUCUUACCAAAAUCCCUCGAGAAUGUUGAAUCUCUGAAAAAGGCUCCCAUUUCGUGGUCAAAGGCCUCAUUCUACAAGGAUGAGAUGCUUCCUCUGCUUAAACAUCACAAAGUAUUGUAUUUUACACAUACUGAUGCUCGUCUUGCAAAUAAUGAUCUCCCCAAUUCAAUUCAGAAGCUCCGUUGCCGUGCUAAUUACCAGGCACUGAAGUUUGCUGAACCUAUUCAGAGCCUAUCCCGCACUCUUCUUGGUAGAAUCCGGAGAAAGUCACCAUUCAUUGCCUUGCAUCUAAGGUAUGAAAAAGACAUGCUAGCAUUUACAGGAUGUGCACAUGGAUUGUCAUCAAAGGAAGAAGAGGAACUCAGGCAAAUGCGGAUUGGCGUUGAGCACUGGAAAGAAAAGGAAAUUGAUGGGGAAGAAAGACGUCUGCAGGGAGGUUGUCCAUUGACUCCUCAUGAGACUGGCCUUUUUCUGAAGGCUUUAGGCUAUCCCUCUUCAACUAAGAUAUACAUAGUAGCAGGCAAACUUUAUGGGAAUGUCAGUGUGGAAACCCUGAAGAAGUAUUUUCCAAACGUUUACACUCAUUUAAGUUUGGCUACUGACGAAGAACUUGAGCCUCUUAAACGAUACCAAAACAGAUUAGCUGGUUUGGAUUACAUAAUGGCUUUAGAAAGUGAUGUAUUUGUUUACACCUAUGAUGGAAAUAUGGCCAAAGCUGUUCAGGGACACAGGCGGUUUGAAGGAUUUAGGAAGACAAUCAGCCCUGACAGACGAAAUCUGGUAAGGUUGAUGGACGAGUAUGAGUCGGGAAGUAUUUCAUGGGAGAUCUUUCAGCAUCAGGUCAAGGAAAUUCAUGCUCAUAGAAUAGGAGCUCCAUAUGGUCGAGAACCCGGAGAAUAUCCUAAAACGGAGGAGUAUUUCUAUGCAAAUCCUUUCCCUGGUUGCAUUUGUCAAAAAAAGCAAUUGCCAAGGCGAGUGUUGAAUGAAAAUUUGGGAAUACAUUAUGAUUCAGCUUGAGACUGGCUUAGGCUUAGGUAAUCUCAUGCAUGUUACAUAUCUUCUCCAGGAAUUCCUCUUUACACUUCAUAAGUUCUAACUCUUUAGUGUAGCUUGGAAUUCCUUGAGAUAUAGGCUAAAAACUUAUCAUUCUUUCCUCAAUUAAAAAUAAUGUGCAGGCUCUCUUACAUUUUCACAGGCAAAUGUUUUAGUCCUGUUGAUUUUAGGGAAGCACGCUCGAUGAUGAAAUGUAUGAUCUUUAUAGUUUCAAAGAUCCCACAAAGGGACAGCCCAUGAAGGAAGCUUUUAAUGUAGCGACAUACAAUAUUUUUCACUGCUGCAGAAAAGAAGCUGUGCUGUAAUUCAUGUCUCUUCACCUGCCAUUGUUCCUUUAUUUGAAUUGCAUGGUUACGGGCAUUUGUUUAGUUCACUGUAAUUCAUAUUGACUCUAUGAGUCAUACAUCAAUUUGGACAUUGAGGAGGCACUACCUACAUUGCUCUAUUUGCUUUUCACAUUUGAUAGUGAGGCCAUUACCAUUCAACCUGACCAGAACUGUAAAUUGAUGCCUGGUCAGCAGGAUUAGCAUUUGUCACUAUUAGACAAAAAGAUUAGGAAAAAAUGAAAUUAUAGUAUGUUUCCUUUCUCGAGGUUGAGUCCAUUGUAGAAACUCCGGAUACAAGCAACAUUUGUACAGCUUACUUAUAUAUUGGGUGAAAUGAAGCUCACAACAAGAUUUUCCUUC